This is a messenger RNA of Amphibalanus amphitrite, 3427 nucleotides long. RefSeq names its product sodium- and chloride-dependent neutral and basic amino acid transporter B(0+)-like. The transcript has 13 exons. Gene Ontology annotation, biological process: sodium ion transmembrane transport. NCBI's taxonomy places the organism in Eukaryota, Metazoa, Arthropoda, Thecostraca, Balanomorpha, Balanidae. Gene Ontology annotation, molecular function: glycine transmembrane transporter activity. Bases 404 to 2431 code for a protein of 675 amino acids. The record is from RefSeq and is a predicted model, not a curated record. Gene Ontology annotation, cellular component: membrane.
CAGUCGACGGGCCAGCGGCGGGGCAGAGCGGAGCUGCGUGUUGGUUGGAGGAGGGUGCGAGCAAUCAGAGGACCGUACAGGAGAUGCCCUCCCAUUCUCACAGCUAUAAUGUCAGCGUGAGUACGAACUGGCUGAGGCAGGGGAGGGUGAUCAGUGUCCUUGACACGAUCAGAAGGUCAGAGAAGGGAGAGUUGGUGGGACCGAUAGGCGUCAGGAGCAGUGGUGAUCGGGAGAGAGGUGUUUGUUGCACGUCAGAGAGCCCUGCCAACCGACUGCUGACACAGGUUUACGGAUCACAAAAACGGCGUACGAUCUCGGACAGCAAAUGACCUGAUGGGAUUUUCAGGAUCCAAGCCAGUUCGUGAGCUACCGUAAGCCAAACGAGCCUCCCCGCAUUGGGGAGAUGCCCAGAAUUGGCGGCGAAAUGACGGAAAAGAAGGCGCAAAACGGAGCGAGCGAGCAGAAUGGGCAGACGAGUCAAAACGGCCAGGGGGUCCAGAACGGAGCCAAAGCUCCUGGCUCCAACUGGAGGAGCAACUACGUGCCGGCCAUCCUGGAGAGCGACAAGGGGGCAAAGAGCCCCGCAGAUACGGAGAAGGCGCCGGGCGGUCCCGAGGACCCUGUCUCUGAGGACGAGCACCCGGACCGCGGGCAGUGGGGCUCCAAAUGGGAGUUCAUCUUCUCCUGCGUGGGCCUCUCGGUGGGCAUUGGAAACGUGUGGCGGUUCCCGGCUCUGGCCUACGAGAACGGUGGAGGUGCCUUCCUGAUUCCGUACAUAAUCAUCCUGGUUCUGGUGGGGAAGCCGAUGUACCUGAUGGAAACUGCGCUGGGACAGUACAGCCAGCUCGGACCAAUGUCCGUCUGGAGCAUGGCGCCCAUCAUGAAAGGUGUUGGAGCGGCCAUGGUGAUCAUCUCCCUCAUCGUCUCCAUCUACUACAACGUCAUCAUGUGCUACACGCUCUUCUUCACGUUCGCCUCCUUCCAGAGCGGCAGCAUCGCGCCGUGGUCGUGGUGUAACACCGAGUUGUUUGCCACGGAUAAUUGUUACGUCCGGAACGCCUCGUUCCCGACCUGCAAGGCCCUGCAGAAGCUGGUGGAGACCAACAAGACGGACAUGCUGCCGGAGAUGGGCGUCAACUGCCACAACCGCUCCGAGCUGGCGGCGCAACAGUACUUCGAGAGGUACGUGCUGAAGCUGGGUCCGAUGUUGGACGAGCCCGGAGACAUUGGCAGUAUGAACUGGCAGCUCACCCUCUGUCUGCUCUUCUCUUGGAUCAUCGUCUUCUUCUGUCUGAUGAAGGGCGUUAAAAGCUCCGGCAAGGUUGUGUACGUGACUGCCACCGUUCCGUAUAUGUUCCUAAUUGCCAUUCUGGCGUACGGAUGCACCCUGGAUGGCGCCAUCGACGGCAUCAAGUUCUUCUUCAUUCCCAAGUGGGAGCGUCUCGCCGAUGUCACUGUUUGGCAGAAGGCCGCCGAGCAGAUGUUCUUCUCUCUCAGCGUCUCCUGGGGCGGCCUCAUCAUGUUCGGCUCCUACAACAAGUUCAACCACAAGGUCCACAUCGACGCCAUGGUCAUCUCCUCCCUGGACUUCUUGACUUCCAUCAUUGCCUCUGUAGCUGUGUUCAGCAUCCUCGGCUCGAUGGCGAGAUCGGGUGGAGUUGAAGUCGGUGAUGUGGUGAAGUCGGGACAGAAUCUGGCCUUCAUCGCCUUCCCAGAAGCGAUUGGAAACGUGCCCGGCUGGCAGCUCUGGUCGGUGCUGUUCUUCUUGAUGCUCUACACACUCGGACUGGACUCGGAGUUUGCGCUGCUGGAGACCUUCACGACAGCCAUCUACGAUACAAUCCCGUCCAGCAGAAACUACAAGGUUCUGAUCACAUUCGCGGCCUCCAGCAGUUGCUUCCUGCUCGGACUGCCCUGCGUUUCACAGGCCGGUCCGUACGUCCUGAAGCUGAUGGACACAUUCGGAGGACUGGGCGUCAUGCUGAUAGCCGUGUUCGAGCUAGUCGGUAUCAUGUGGGUGUACGGAGUGAACCGCUUCUGUGACAACAUCCAGUUCAUGAACGACUUCAAGCCGAGCAUCGUCUUCAAAGUGUGCUGGGUGCUCAUCGCGCCAUUCAUGCUCGGGAUUAUCUUCGUGUACUCGACGUACCAGUUUGAGCCGCCCACCUACGGUGACGAAGAGUACCCCACGUGGGCUGUCGGGGUUGGCUGGGCUUUGGCCGGAGUCUCCGUCCUACAGAUUCCCAUCUGGGGAUUGUGCGUGCUGGUUUACUACACCUUUAAGGGGAAUUUCCUCCAGUCGUUCCGUCCCCUGCCCAGCUGGGGUCCCGGCGACAAGGAGGCCAGAAAACGUCUGCUCUCGGUGCGCGGUCAGCUGAUGCGCCGCGAUGAGCUGCAUGGCGCCGACAAUGCCGCGCUGGAGGUAGAAUAGUGUUCAACCACCGAUGGUGAGACAGUAUCACGGAGAAGUGUUGGCUGUCAGCGCCUAUGAACGGUUACCCUGCCCGAGGUCAAGGAAUGUUCCGUCCACCUUUUAAACAAACAUUCCAACGAGUGAUUUAACUUUUCAUGGAUGUUUUAUCCGUGCGGUUGUCAUUUUGAGCCGUAGAAACAUUCCGUCCUCCAGGAAAGACGUUACAGUCCGUCCCAUACAAGUGUGGUGCUGUACAAUCGGUGCGCGGAAACUGCACGGAAACUGUGCGUGAUUUCCAGCAUUUUUGAAAUAGCCACACCAGCGUAUGCUGUAGAAAUGUGCGAUGGUUUUACAGCUUCAACCCAUACAAACUAGACAAGCAUUAUAAAAUUGAUCCUUCCAAAUAUAACCACGUUUUCUCGACUUUUCGUCCUGUUGCUUGUGCUCAAACUCUUCAGAACAUUUGGUACUGGUUUCGGACGAUGAAUAGCGCGCAGCAUGAUGUAUUUUGUUCGAUCAGCAUCGGAUGAGGCUACGUGCGCUGUCUGUUUUAACUGUAUUACAGUGGUGACAAGAGUGUCCUCGAGGUGCUGUUUUUAUGUAGCAUGGGGGGGGGGGGUAAAACAUGUCAUACUUUUACGGAACCUGCGUCAGUAACUAUUUGAAUGUAAUGUCUAAACAUCUGUAACAUUAUCAGUGUAUCUUAUGUUAACUCUUUUGGAAGCCAGUAUGCCCGUUACCUUUGCUCUGAUGUAGAUUGUGAAGUUUUCUUUGACGAUCAUGCCUCACUUUUACCACCUGAGUGAGAGAUCAGAGCAAUACGAUGUCAUGUAAUUGAGCGAGCUGUGUGAUGUGCAACAAUGAAAUGUAUAAAACUGUGGACAGAAUGUCGCCAUGGUGUUGUUUAUUUAGUGAGCGUACCUUGUAAGGAGAGCUUUGUGACCAACGGUGUUUGUGCUUCCAACGAGGAAUAUGAGUGUCCGGGUAUUUGAUAAAUAUAUGAUUACCGGAAAA